Molecule: messenger RNA, 1453 nt
Organism: Corticium candelabrum
Lineage: Eukaryota; Metazoa; Porifera; Homoscleromorpha; Homosclerophorida; Plakinidae
Product: probable helicase senataxin
Exons: 4
Coding region: 146-1453 (435 amino acids)
Source: RefSeq, a predicted model, not a curated record
AUCAAACUGGCAACAAGUGAAUGUAUGUUGACAUAUUAGGGACAGAUUGGCAGGAAGCAUGCGCAGUUACUGAAAUCUUGGAAUCCCAGUCAUUUUUUGUUUGGACUUGUAUUUGUACAAUCUAGGUCAUUCUGGAUUUGAAUUCAUGGCUUACAAUGGAGAUGGCUGCCUCUGGUGUCAAGAUCCAGAACAAGCUAGACCACUCCUUGGUAGUUUGUGUGACCAAUUACAACCUACGUGGCUACCUCACAUGUUGGAAGAUCUGGGAUCUUGCUUUGACUGUGUAGUGGAAUAUCAAAGAGCCAAAGAAGACUUUCUUGAGGUCCACCCAGAGAUGAAGCAGCCAUUCUAUGAGUUUGAUGUGAAACGGAUCAGUGAGUAUUUAGAGAGUCAAAUGAGUAGUAAUCUCCAACUUUCAGAUGAUGUGAUUGAUGUUGACGGGUAUGUGACUGUAGCUGAUAGACUGAGAACGCCUCUUCUGGAAUGUUUGAAGUAUCCAAACUAUUUAAUGCAUACUCGAAUAAACGAGGUGUUCAUUAGAGCCCUUCAGUUGCACUCAGACAGAGGUGAAGAUUUGCUGGUUGAUGAGAAACUUCCAGGUGCAUAUCUCUUGAUCAUUCAUCCUCAUCAUCUUAUUCGUCGUUGGGCUAUUAAAACAGUUUGCGCACUAGGCGCAAUUGCUGUCAAUGACUUUGAUGACCUUCAACUGGUAUCAAAAUGGAUUAUUUCUGUUCCAAAGUUUGGGCUUAUCUGUCAUUCAGCUGUCUUAGAGCUGACUGAUACUUUCCUACCAUGGGAUCCUGAGGCAACAUUGGUGCUGCCUAAUCACCUGUUUGAUAGUCAACAGCCUCAUGACUUUUGGGUUGGAUUCUGCAUGUUUCUUACUGCUCUUGAUGCUCAGACUCUGAAGACCCUCUUGAUCACUGAUCAGCAGGAAAUCGUUGAUAUUAUUGUAAAUGUUUUUGAUGACAAACAUGACUUGAUGGUUACUGAAUCCUCAGCGUUUUGGCCUGCUCUCCAGUGUUUUGUUGUUAUCUUACAGAGAACAGAGUCUCGCCUGUGGUCGGUUUCAUCCCAAAAUCCUAACAGUGUUCUUAACCUUGUAAUCUAUAAUCGGCAUUACCAAGCAGAGUUGCUGGCAUUGGCAUCAUACACUGAUAACAUGGAAGAUGAAGAUGAAAUAGCAGUAGUUGCAGGUGAUAUGUCAAACAGCCAAAUUGCUUUUGAAUGGGAUGGAAAAUCAGCUAAAUGCCAAAAGCGGGACAUAUCUCAGAGAUCAUUUCAUGCCACAUUGUUUGGUUGGUUUACUGCAUUUGUGCUGUCGCUAGUAGAUUUUGGUGAUCUAGCAGCUGAUCAGUUCAAGUACGUUGUCCGCUUUCUUCUUCGAAUGCCAGAUAGGUUAAUAGUGAAUAACAAUGAAAAUAGAGGAGGUGCUCUACAGGAAGUUCUAUAG